Molecule: messenger RNA, 930 nt
Organism: Salvia splendens (bonfire salvia)
Lineage: Eukaryota; Viridiplantae; Streptophyta; Magnoliopsida; Lamiales; Lamiaceae
Exons: 1
Coding region: 1-930 (309 amino acids)
Source: RefSeq, a predicted model, not a curated record
AUGUAUGCCUAUCAUGGGGUGGCAAACCCAACUGUUGGCAACAAUGUCAAUGCCAACACAUUUGAACUCAGAAGAGGACUACUUCAGAUGGCUGAGAACAAUGCUUUCAGAGGCCGACCCACCGAGGAUCCUAACAAGCAUCUCACUAAAUUCAUCCAGAUCUGCAACACGACGAAGAUAAAUGGAGUCACAGAUGAGCAGAUCAGACUAAGGGUGUUUCCUUUCUCUCUGGAGGAUGAUGCCAAGGAUUGGCUGGACAGUAUGGAGCCCAACUCCAUGCGUACGUGGGAGGCAAUGGUGGAAAAGUUCUUAGAAAAAUACUACCCACCGAGUGAGGCGUUGAAGAGGCAGUCAGAAAUCAUUUCUUUUGAGAUGACUCCCCAAGAGAGUAUUCGAGGAGCUUGGGAAAGAUUUAAGGGACUGAUGAAGAGGUGCCCCAACCAUGGAUUGAAUCCGACGCAUCAAGUCCUAGCAUUCUAUAGGGGGUGCCUGCCUGAAGCAAAGCGGGAACUAAAUUUGAGCGCAGGGGGAUCACUGCUAAAGAAGGGAGAAGCAGAGGCCAUGGAGGUGAUUGAGAAGGUGACCUCUAAUGAUGAAGGCUGGAACAAUGAGAGGAGUAGAGUGCACAGGGUAGCCUCUGCCACAGAGAGUAGCCAGAUGGACAAUAUGUACAAACAUAUGGAGCUCCUCCACAAGAAGUUAGAUCUCAUGGGGAUGGGACCGGUGGUGCAGAAGCGGCAAGAGGGUGUAGAGGAUGUUAACUACAUACACCAAGGGGACAAUAACUACUAUAACAACUCCUGCCCCACUCUAGUGGGUGGGGGUUACAAUCAUUUUGGGAACAAGGCGCAUCCUAAUCUGUCGUAUGGGAACCCCAACAAUUCCCUCCAGCCACCACCGCUUCACAGUUUCCCAAGGGAUGAUCACUGA